Molecule: messenger RNA, 10053 nt
Organism: Erinaceus europaeus (western European hedgehog)
Lineage: Eukaryota; Metazoa; Chordata; Mammalia; Eulipotyphla; Erinaceidae
Gene: HS6ST3
Product: heparan sulfate 6-O-sulfotransferase 3
Exons: 3
Coding region: 95-1570 (491 amino acids)
Cellular component (GO): membrane
Molecular function (GO): heparan sulfate 6-sulfotransferase activity
Source: RefSeq, a predicted model, not a curated record
GGGAGCGGGGGCAUGGAGCAGCGGCGGGCUCCGAGCCGCGCCCCGCAGUCCCCGAAACUUCCGAGCGGGCGCCUGGCGGCCUGAGAGCGGGACCAUGGAUGAAAGGUUCAACAAGUGGCUGCUGACGCCCGUGCUCACUCUCCUCUUCGUGGUCAUCAUGUACCAGUACGUGUCCCCCUCCUGCAGCAGCUCGUGCGCCAACUUCGGGGAGCCGCCCGGCCCGCCCGCCGCCGCACCCCCGAGCCCCGCGCGCCGGGCACAGGCGCCCCCGGACGACUGGGAGCGGAGGCCCCAGCUGCCCCCGCCGCCCCGGGGACCCCCCGAGAAAUCCCGGGGGGCCACGACGCCGGACGACGAGGACGAGGAACCCGGGGACCCCGAGGAUGCCAGGGGCGAGGAGGAGCUGGGAGAAGAAGAGAACGAGGAAGAGGAGGAGGAAGAAGGAGAGGACGAGGAAGAGGAGCCGGACCCCGAGGAGGCCCCCGAGAAUGGCUCGCUGGCUCGGUUCGCGCCCCGCUUUAACUUCACCCCCAAAGACCUGACCCGCUUCGUGGACUUCAACAUCAAGGGGCGCGACGUGAUCGUGUUUCUGCACAUCCAGAAGACGGGGGGCACCACGUUCGGCCGCCACCUGGUGAAAAACAUCCGCCUGGAGCAGCCGUGCAGCUGCAAAGCCGGCCAGAAGAAGUGCACCUGCCACCGGCCCGGCAAGAAGGAGACGUGGCUCUUCUCCCGCUUCUCCACCGGCUGGAGCUGCGGGCUGCACGCCGACUGGACCGAGCUCACCAACUGCGUACCGGCCAUCAUGGAGAAGAAAGACUGUCCUCGCAACCACAGCCACACCAGGAAUUUCUACUACAUCACCAUGCUGCGGGACCCGGUGUCCCGGUACCUGAGUGAGUGGAAGCACGUUCAGAGAGGGGCCACAUGGAAGACCUCCCUGCACAUGUGCGACGGGCGGAGCCCCACCCCGGACGAGCUGCCCACCUGCUACCCGGGGGACGACUGGUCCGGGGUGAGCCUGCGGGAGUUCAUGGAUUGCACCCACAACCUGGCCAACAACCGUCAGGUGCGCAUGCUGGCCGACCUCAGCCUGGUGGGCUGCUACAACCUGACGUUCAUGAACGAGAGCGAGCGCAGCGCCAUCCUGCUGCAGAGCGCCAAGAACAACCUCAAGAACAUGGCUUUCUUCGGCCUCACCGAGUUCCAGAGGAAGACGCAGUUCCUCUUCGAGCGGACAUUCAACCUCCAGUUCAUCUCGCCCUUCACACAGUUCAACAUCACCCGGGCCUCCAACGUGGACAUCAGCCAGGGCGCCCGCCAGCGCAUCGAGCAGCUCAACGUCCUGGACGUGCAGCUCUAUGACUACGCCAAGGACCUCUUCCAGCAGCGCUACCACCACACCAGACAGCUGGAGCACCAACGAGACCGCCAGAGGAGGAGGGAGGAGCGCAGGCUGCAGAGGGAGCACCGGGGACGAGGCCACCGAGGCUGGAAGGGUCAGGGUCAGGGCCGCCCACCCGGGGGAGCCGUCACAGAGGACUACAACAGCCAGGUGGUACGAUGGUGACCCCCACUCCCUGGGAUGUCAGGCCGGGCACCCGCAUUGUGUGGCAUGGCCUCUUUCUGUGGACCACCCUUCUGUGGCUACAAGCUGUGGACCCCUGCUUCCUCCUUGCUGGAGAGAGUCCAGCAGGCCUCCCUCCCAACACAGCCUUGUGCUUUUUUUUUUUUUUUUUUUUUUUUCCAGUCUGUGACAUUUUUUUCAUCCAUGAGAUGAAACAGUCUGGGAAUCCAUCUUAGACAGAGGUCUCUCCAGAAGGGGUCCGAGAUGAAGAGGAAAGAGCCUUUGCAGCCUCCUUGGACAGAAGCUUUAUCUUGGCAGUUGGAAUCACCAGCAGAUGCUUGUGAAAAGCCAGGGGAUGGCUUGGAUAUUUCUCAUGAGGCUGUUCUGUCUUCUACUGUCUCUGUAAUAGGGAUGCAGGCCGGUUUAGAGAGAGGGGAUAAGAAGGUCCUUUCUUUACAGUCAUGGGGUGAGAUUUAAGGCUGCCCCCUGACUUUGGGCACAGGCUUGCACCCAUGAACUCAAUUUGAACAUAGUCUGAAUCAGGAGUAAUGUGUUCUGUCGUUGCCAUUGUUGUUAUUAUUAUUAUUCAACAAAAUUGUCCUACGUAUUGGCCAUGGCUAGGAGGACCUCACCUUCUUUAAAGCCCCUGCCUCUUGGUCAUGUUUCUCCCCACUUCCACCCCUCCAGCAUCUUUUAGGGAACAAGGUGGUUUCAGCAGGAGCCUGUGAACCCCAAGAAAUGGACACUGGUAGGGGGAGUCUAGGGCCUCUAGGGAAAAAAAAAAAUCUGCCUACUAGCAAAUGUUGAAGGUAUCCACCCUUCACCAUUUUUAAUUUCCCUGCCAGGGAAGAGUGAUAAGGGAAGGAGGUGAAAAGCAGAAGGUGCAGGCUCUAUCUGACAUCCCCCAGCUGGCUAAAGAGACUUUCUGAAGGGGUCUUCUCAUCUUCCUUGUUUGCAGCAGGUAUAUUCUGGAGAUGGGGCCGCCAGGCUUGAAACUCAGUGAGCACAGAGGAAAAGACAUUGCAGAUUGAUUCGGCCAGAAGAAUAGGAGCCUAGCUAGUGAGUCUAUGAAAUGGAAUCAGGGUCACAAGAUCUAUAAUAACUGAUUUUGGUCCAGAGACACAAAACUCAGUGAGAGGAUGAUGGUUAUUGGAGAGGUUUAGACAGACUCUAACUCUCAGCACCUUGAAUAUUUCCAGCUCCAGAAUGUCUUUUUUUUUUUUCCUGCUUCCCUUGGUGUUUACUAGUUGUUAAGACGGUGACUGCAACCAGAAAAUCAGAAUAGAGUGUAUAAAACUGGACCAGAAAUGUACUGUAUCGCCGAAUGCAGCCUAUCCACCCCCUCCACCCUUUUCCAACACAACUAUGAAAACACCAAAGGCUUUGAAUAAUAAAGGGAGAGGUAGAGAGGAGGGGUUAGAGAGCCCUUGCCUUGAAUUCAGCAAGAAGAUCAGAGCGAGUAGAAAGUUUCACAGCGGAUUGAUCGGAUCAAUCCCUUGAAGGAGCUGAAGGCAAAAUGAGUGAAGCCCCUAUAUCAGACCACAAAGCCCGUUUCAUUGAUAACUGCCAUGUUUGAUGUGUAAGUCAGCUUUCCAUAAGCCACCGCUCAGCUUCUGGGAUCCUCUCUCAGGGACUGAGAGUCAAUCAACCCCAAUGUGUGUGGACAGCCUGUCUGCUCAGGGGGAGUUACCUAGCAUCCCCAUCAAAGAGAGAUCCCGAGAAGUGGUUUCCAUGCUUCUCGAACCUCCCUGAGCUUCCUCUGUCACUUGAGGGAAGGCAUUAGCUCCCUAGUUUCCAAGAUGUGUAGGAGCCCCUCCCCAUUCCUUACAUCUGUCCCAAGCAAGGUAGACGCUGUGGGUCACCGUCCCAUUGAGGAGAAAAAACAAAACACACCUGCAGUUAAAUAACCUCCUGGUGGAUUGGAAAGUAGACCUGGCUUGACUGCAAAGUACAACAAGCUCUUCUCACUCCAGCAUGUUUUCCACUGGAGAUAAAAGCUUUCUGCUAAUCUGGUAGGAACCCAAAGUCAUUCUUACCCAGAAGGACCUCUCUCUCUCCCCAGUGGUGGGGUCUCCAAGCUGGAACAAGGCUAAGAGCUGUGCUCCCACAAAGGGCAUCCUCUACAUCCCCCACCCAGCAAUGGGCUCAAUGAGUAUUGACAUUUUAGGGGAUUGUCUUUUUCUGAGAUACAGAUGAGGGCCAAUCAAGGGACCUAAUAUUGAUUAUUAGUACAGAUGAAGUCCACAAAAGAUCAGUGCUUCCUUUUGAGAUAAAUCAUUUACUCCAAUGAGAGGGAGGGAAGGAAAACAGUAGUAGCCGGGCUUAUAGAAUCUCUCCUUCUCUCUCUCUUAUCUUCACAUUUUCAUGUUAAGAUCAAAUUUUUACCUGGAAUGAGAGAACUGCAGAUUGUAUCUAUCUGCCUGACACACAUACACACACGGGGAGAGAGAGAGAGAGAGAGAGAGCGCAAUCCAGUGUUUCCUCAUGUUGAAAAAUAUUGAUUGUUUUUUCUCUCUCUCUUUUUUAAUAAUCUUUUUUCUUUGGGUAGUGACAAUAAGAAAUCAAGAAGGGAGUGGGGAGAUAGAGAGGGAGAGAGACAGCGAGACACCUUCAGCCCUGCUUCACCAUUUGUGAAGCUUUUCUCCUGUAGGUAGAGGCCAGGGCCUUAAACCUUGGUCCUUACACAUUGUAACAUAUGCACACCACCAGGUGCACCACCACAUGGCCCCUUGAUUGCUUCUCUUCAGCUCACUUUACACAUUUGGCAGGGAUCCUGUGUCUGACUGAGCCUGGAGGCAGCCCCAGCUCCAUACUAUUCCUUAGGCACCUGGCAGCCUUCUCUCACAUGGCUUUCUGCAGCUUGGCUGCUGGAAGCAUGUGGGGGGGGGGGGCUCCCCUUCUGAGCAGAGAGCAAGAUGUGCAUAUGAGAAGCCCCACCUCUUGGUGCUGGCCCCACGCCACUUUUGAAUAAAUUUAAAAGGGCCGAUGCUGCCUCCCUCCCUUAGAACAUUUCAUUGGAAAGCAGCCUCUUCUCAGACCCUGGGGACCUGUGUGGAUGAGAAUGGAGAGGGUGGGACAUGGUUUGUUCUCUGAAAAUUUAGAACACACCUCCACAUAGAGAAGAGCCUGGGGAAGGAUGCCAGCUGAAGCACUAGGCCUGAGCAUCCAGGGGCGUCAGCAGCCUCCAGGCCCCAAACCAGAUAAGUCCAGAAACAUUCCUGUUAAAUGCCCAAGAUGAGGAACAUAUGCACACACACACACACAUAUAUUUUAUUUUUUUCAGUUUAUUUUUUCAUUUUUUGUCUCCAGGGUUAUCACUGAGGUUGAGUGCAUGGACAAUAAAUUCAUGGCUCCUGGUGCCUAAUUUUCCCUCAUUUUUUCUUUCUAUUUUAUUUAUUUAUUUAUUUAUUUUUCCUUUAUAGGGGGAUUAAUGUUUUACAUUCAUAGUAAAUUACAACAGUUUGUACAUGUAUAACAUUUCUCAGUUUUCCACAUAACAAUACAACCCCCACUAGGUCCUCUGUCAUCCUUUUUGGACCUGUACUCUGCCCCCACCCACCCCAGAGUCUUUUACUUUGGUGCAGUACACCAACUCCAGUUCAGGUUCUGCUGAGUGUUUUCUCUUCUGAUCUUGUUUUUCAACUUCUGCCUGAGAGUGAGAUCCUCCCAUAUUCAUCCUUCUGUUUCUGACUUACUUCACUUAACAUGAUUUCUUCAAGCUCCAUCCAAGAUGGGCUAAAAAUGAUGAAGUCACCAUUUUUAAUAGCCGAGUAGUAUUCCAUUGUGUAUAUAGACCACAACUUGCUCAGCCACUCAUCUGUGGUUGGACACCUGGGUUGCUUCCAGGUUUUGGCUAUUACAAAUUGUGCUGCCAAGAACAUAGGUGUACAUAGAUCCUGUUAGAUGGGUUUGUUGGUUCCUUAGGAUAUAUCCCCAGGAGAGGAAUUGCAGGGUCCUAGGGUAGGUCCAUUUCUAGCCAUCUGAGAGUUCUCCAGACUGUUCUCCACAGAGGUUGGACCAAUUACAUUCCCACCAGCAGUGCAGGAGGGUUCCUUUAACCACACAACCUCUCCAGCACUUGCUACUAUUACCUUUUCUGAUGUGUGACAUUCUCACAGGAGUGAAGUGGUAUCUCAUUGUUGUCUUUAUUUGCAUUUCUCUGACAAUCAAAGACUUGGAGCACUUUUUCAUGUGUUUCUCAGCCUUUUGGAUCUCUUCUGUGGUGAAUAUUCUGUCCAUAUCCUCUCCCCAUUUUUGGAUGGGGUUCUUUGUUUUCUUGUGGUUUAGUUUGGCACGCUCUUUAUAUAUUUUGGUUAUUAGCCUCUUGUUUGAUGUAUGGCAUGUAAAGAUCUUCUCCCAUUCUGUGAGGGGUCUCUUGGUUUGGGUAGUGGUUUCUUUUGCUCUGCAGAAGCUUUUUAAUUUGAUGUUGUCCCAUAGGUUUAUGUUUGCCUUAGUCUUCUUUGUAAUUGGAUUCAUUUCAUUGAAGAUGUCUUUAUAAUUUAUGCGGAAAAGAGUUCUGCCAGUAUUUUCCUCUAAGUAUCUGAUACUUUCUGGUCUAACAUCCAAAUCCUUCAUCCACUUGGAAUUUACUUUUGUGUUUGGUGAAAUAUAGCGGUUCAGUUUCAUUCAUUCUUCUGCAUGUUUCAACUGAUUUUUUCCAACACCAUUUGUUGAAGAGAUUCUGCUUCCCCCAUUUAAUAGUCUGGACACCUUUGUCAAAGAUUAGAUGUCCAUAAGUGUGGCAGCUUACUUCUGGGAUCUCAGUUCUAUUCCAGUGGUCAGACAGACACACAUAUAUUUUAAUUACCCAGGGAAUAUCACAUCCCAUUGACUCCAAAAACUCCCAUGGAAGUAUCACUUUCUUGGCAAAUGGCCUCCCCCAGAAACCAGGUUAGGAUGGGGUGCUCAUGUUGUGUGUUUUUGUGUGUGUGUGUGUGUGUGUGUGUGUGUGUGUGUGUGUAAGUCAAAGUUUUUAUCAGCAACUAAAACAUAUUGAUGGCUUCAUAUUUAGCUUUGGACUCUGAGCCCAGAAACUGAAACUUCUGUUAUCUAUUCUUUCUUCUGAAGUUUGGGCAGCCUUCCCUGAGGACUACUAGAAACUCUUUAAUCAUCUAUAAUACUCACAAUCAGUGUUGGAAGACAGUUAAAGGGAUUGUGUGUUAGGGUUUUUGUUGUUGUUGUUUGUUUGUUUCUAUCAUUGAACUUCACUGUCCCAGACUGAGGUUUGUUUUUUUCUCUAGAUCAAAAGAGAGACAAGAGAUAGAGGGAUAGGCAUUAUCAUUCUGAAGUUUCCUCUGGUGUUUUGAGUCAUACAUGUGACAUUACCUGAAGGAGAUAAUGUCAUACUAGCUUUAUAAAAAGGCUGGAAUAUGAGAACCUGUUUAAAGGUCUACGUGGAGAUUGUAUUGAUGAAGAAAGUGAAUCAGAUAAGUAACUUUGGAAAGGAAGUAGUCAUAAAGCAUGGGGGGAAAAGUCUAAGCUCACUAGAUAGAAUUCCCUUUUGGAGACCUUGACAGAGAAAGUCAAAAUAACAGGCUAAAACUAGUGCUCUCUCACUGAAAAGAAAACUUUUUUUGAUAGUUCUGUUUUGUGGCAUUACUUGAAUCCAGGCCUUCCUUUGUUCUAUUGCUCCAAUGGGUAGCUUCCACCUCAUGACCCCAAAUGACUGCCACAGAUCCUGCCAUCUCAUUUAUGCUUAAGGUAGUAGAGAGGAAAUGGAAUGAAAUCGCACAUGUCACUUCCUGUCACAUCUCAUGGGUGAGAACCUAAUCAUAAACUACAACAAGAUGCAAAGAAGGCUAGCAGAUGUCUUUGUGAUUGGUUGUCAUAGGCUGUGAAAAAUAUGAGAGCUCUAUUAUGAGAGAAACAAUGUGAAAAUUAAUCCUGAUUUAAAAAAACAUAUAUAUGUUGACUUGACAGAAAAGGGAACUGGAAAAUAUGCCAAGGGCUUUUCAAUGUCAUCUAGAUGUUUUUGCAAAGAAGAUUAAAAUCCAGAGCUUUUUACAACAUUUUAUACUUUUCAAAACAUGUGUACAUUUUCUACUGCAUGUGACCUUUGUGAGCCUGUAUAUUAAAUAGGGUCUCUAAUUACUCUCCCAUUGAAUAGUCUGACAUGGGGGUUCAGGCAUGCUGGAAGAGUUCCCAAAGACUGCAGUGUACUUACAUGAGAGUAGCCCAGAGCCUCAGCUUUUGAACUUGAGAACUAUCCCUCCUACUUUAUGCUAGUCAGCAUGAGUGCUGGGACUGGGAAUUGCAAGAAUAUGAAAUCUAAAUCUUUAUUGAUCUGAUCUUCUCUGCCCUUCUCCUGGAAUCUCAGUGACUUAGAAAACACCAGGGAGGCAAUUCAAGUUGGCUCUCAGCCUCCCAUUCCAACCCCCCAACCUCGCUUCCAGCAAGGGAGUCUUUUAUUAAAAGUGAGAUGUCCAGAGACGGACAGUUUCAGGGAAGAUCAAGCUCAGACACUCAACAUCUUUUGGCUGGACGUUGACCCCCAUCCAAUCCCAAACCAAAACAAAACAAAAAACUUCUCCAGACGAAGGCUGAGGGAAUGUGUUCAUAAACCCACAGGGAACCCCUGUGCUAGAAACGUUGAGAAUCAAUAUCAGCCUCAAUAGCGAAGUGUCAAAGGUGGUCAAUAGAGCCCAUACUCAGAAAGAAAAAAAAAAAAAAACCUUCCCUCUCUCUUCUUCUUCCCUGGGUCCCUGGGAUUUUUAUCCACAAUGUAUUGCUUUGGCUCUUAAAAGGUGUAUCUGAUCUUAAAUGAGUCCCUUUGCACACACUGCCUGGAAAGAGGAAACACUUGAAGCUGUCAUCAGCUAACAUCUCCGGACAGAGAUAAUCUGCUUUCUUUCUCUACCAUGACCUCUAGCUGAGAAGAAGGUCUGUGUAAUGGAAUCAUACAGAGGUGGUGGGGGGAGAGGGUUAGGUGUGACUCUGGGGAAAAGUGAGGUUCCAGAAAGAGAAGCUGAUCUUUCAAAGGUGAAAAGAUGAGGAAUUAAAUAAAAUGCACCCAAAAAAUGUAGACAAAGGGCUAGCAUAUGGUCUCUGUUCUCAAGAACCAGGGCAGACAGGACAAGGGCAGAAUGAGAGUCUUGCAGACACCCAUCAUGAACACAGGAAGGGUUGCACCAGUGUGUCUACAACUGUACUGUAAACAAUUAAUUCCAAGCCUCCCACCCCAGAGUAAAUAGGAGAGUGAGAGAGAGAGAGAGAGAGAGAGAGAGAGAGAGAGGAAGCAGAGAAAGGACUGAGGAGUUGAAAGAACUGAUGGAGUUGAAAGAGUUGGGGAAGAGAGAAAGCUAGGGCAGAAGUAGACAAAGAAGACCCCUGUGCUCAGGUGGUGUCUUAACUCUUCCCUUGUGGUUUGUGUCUGUUUGCUGUUUGCCUCUUCUGGUCACCAGAACUCCCGCUGGACCUGGAUACCUUCAGGCUGGCGACCAGGUCUGAUCACAGGACACAUUGAUGUCCCUUGCAGGAAAUAAACAAAGUUUCUUCCUCCUUCAAGACAUUUUUGGUGUUUCUCUUUAUUCCCUUUCUCUGUUUCUGUUGGACACAAGUCUGCUGUUGUUCUCUUGCCAUAGUGUCCUGGACUCACUGGAACUGAUGUCCCUGAAACUUUGAAUUAGGCCUUCUCCCUUCUGGGCAGCUUGUAGCCUAAUGGACUGGAUGGAAAAGACAUGGAGCCCAUCUGGACAAAAGCAACCCUCUUUGCAGAAAUACUGAGCUCUCCAGAGGGCUGGCCUUGCUCUGAUACCACAGCAGCUGCAAGACUCAUGUCCCUGCACCUAUAGGCCAGAGCCCAAGGUCACCUCACAGAACUUGGAUGAGAAAGUGUGGAAGCACCCAUCUUUCUUGAGCUGUGUGCAAGUGGUGUGCAGAAAAGGCAGACACUGUCAUCCUUGGACAUGAUGAGUUGAGUCUCUGUGAGCUGCAUGUUCAGCCGUGCUGUGGGGACUCCUCAACGGGCCAGAUGUCAGGGCUGAAAAUCCUCAAUUCUUGCCAUGGAAAACAGUGAUCCAAAGGCACUGAGUCUGUGUGAUUUAGUCACUGUCACCCUGGUUUUCCACCAACCUGUCCUUUAUUUUGCCCAUCGUGUGACUAUCAUUUCUUCAGUGUCCUAGUCUUUUUUCCCCUCAGAAGUGCUCUCUAGGUUUUGCUUGCAUUAUUUUUCAUUGAAUGUAUCCAAGAUGAAAAAUAAUAAUAAUAAUAAUAAUGUUUGGAAAGAAAAAUCUGGACUUUUCUCUCUGGUGCCGUUUUAGUCGUACAGAUAGUUAUUCAAUAGAUAGUAAAUUAUUUCUCCUAAGAGAUAUUUCCUUUUGUUUCUGUGCAGUACUAUGUAUGAACUUGGGUACUAGGAGACUGUAUUGUGCCAUUAUCAACCUUUAUUGCUAUUAAAAAAUGAUAGUUUGUAGAACUGAGGAUUUCCAUUGAUGUGAAGCACAAUUUAAUGAAUAAGUUACCAUAUUAAACUGUUGUGAUGUCAAGAA